Molecule: messenger RNA, 2199 nt
Organism: Ictalurus furcatus (blue catfish)
Lineage: Eukaryota; Metazoa; Chordata; Actinopteri; Siluriformes; Ictaluridae
Gene: ldlrap1b
Product: low density lipoprotein receptor adaptor protein 1b
Exons: 9
Coding region: 216-1136 (306 amino acids)
Cellular component (GO): early endosome
Source: RefSeq, a predicted model, not a curated record
CCCUGCCCUGUGUGGUGAGCAUGUUAGUCUAUCCAGGCUGGAUUCGCUUCAAAAAAGGGGAGGAAAAUAAUCCAGACGGGGCAGAGAGAAGAAGAAGAAGAAGUAGAAGUAGAAGAAGAAGAAGUUUUCCCCCUGUCUGGAACACCGAAGAGAAGGGUUGAGGAGAAGGAGACGGAGGAGUGCGGGAUCAGUCCUCCCGAUCAGGACCACACGUUAUGGACGCUUUAAAAUCGGCGGGCCGGGCGAUAAUCCGGAGUCCCAGCAUCGCCAAGCAGUCCUGGGGUUCAGGAAGACAUAAAAAGCUCCCGGAGAACUGGACGGACACGCGCGAGACCCUGUUGGAAGGCAUGGCGUUCCAGCUGAAGUAUCUUGGCGUCACGCUGGUCGAGCAGCCGAAAGGAGAGGAGCUGUCAGCCGCCGCAGUCAAAAGGAUUGUUGCCACGGCCAAAGCCAGUGGGAAGAAGCUCCAGAAGGUCAUGUUGAAGGUUUCUCCAAGAGGGAUCAUCCUGUACGACAGCACCUCAAAUCAGCUGAUAGAAAACGUCUCCAUUUACAGGAUCUCGUACUGCACUGCUGAUAAGAUGCACGAUAAGGUGUUUGCGUACAUCGCUCAGAGCCAGCGCAAUGAGACGCUCGAGUGCCAUGCCUUCCUCUGCACCAAAAAGAAAGUGGCACAGGCGGUGACAUUAACGGUAGCGCAGGCCUUUAAAGUGGCCUUUGAGUUUUGGCAGAACUCCAAGGAAGAGAAAGAGAAGCGCGUAAAGUCAGACUUGGUUGGACCCAGCAACUCGCAGUCACAGAAUUCAGAAAGUGUGGAAGAAGGAGAAGUGGCUACAGGGAAUCUGUUAAACUUAGAGGAAGGUGCAGUUAUACAUUCAGGACCUGAUGAUGAUGCACAUACAGCACAGAGCAUCAACACAGAUAACAACAACAUUGUUUGGGAGCUUGAGGACGGCCUGGAUGAAGCGUUCUCAAGACUCGCUGAGUGUCGCGCUAACCCCCAGGUCCUGGACACUGGGCUAAACCCUCAGGACUAUAACGCUGACGAGUGCCUGUCACCCUGCAACUGGGAGCCGAUUGAAAGUUGGAAAGCCGAUGGCGAGGCCCCUGACGGCGAGGAUGCGUUCGGCUUCUGAAAGCACAAGAGAGGAUGGUGGAUGGAAAGGUGAAAAAGGGAAAGGGGACGAUCGUGUCGCUGAUGGAUGGACAGGACUGAGUGGAAACUAAACAGAUGCUGUGUUGUCAUCAGAAUACACGAACUGCACAGACCAAAGCAAUAAUUAUACUUUAUUUCAGUGAGCGGUAUUUGGCUUUAGUCUGCUUUUGUAUUAUGAUGCUUUCUGUUACAGUCAGUUUUGUAUUUUUGAUUGCUCUCAUUUUUUUGUGUGUGUGUAUAAGCUAUAUGAAAUACAUGUAUGAUAAUUACAUCAAUGAGAACUGCGUGUAAUUCGGAUAUGUAUAAAUUUUUUGAGCGGUUCAGGUCAGCUUUGCGAAUUCGGCUAUGCAGUAUAACACUGUAAUGUUCUCUCAUUUAGAGACAUUGACACCACUUGGGUUGUUACUUAACAUUUUAAGGUAUCUGUGUGCUGAGGGUAGAAUGUGGUGUGUAUGACCCAUCUCUUAUGAUCAGACAUGUAUGAUCUUAUGAUGACACUGCUUAUAUGACAGGGUGCUUGUUUUUGCUUUUCAGCUUGGCAGUUUUUACAGCUCUUCAGCAUUUCGGACAACCAAACGUAUGCGGCGAGAGUUUAUAUUGAAGACAAUCUUUUCUUAUAUUUUCUAUUGGAAAUGUAUUUUUGUACUCCCUUCCAAGAAUCUUUUCAAAGCACACGGUUUAAUUUCAGGGAAAUAAUUUUCAUGACUAAAGGAUUUAUGGUUUAUCCGUGUGCGUUUUGCCCAAAUUAAACGGUUAGGUCAUGUUCCUUAUAAGGCCAUUACUUAAGGAAUGUAUGCUCGCUGUGUAUAACUUUCCUACUUUUUUUUUUAUUUAUUUAUUUUAUCAUUUUAUUAUUUCAUUUGCUUGGUUUUACAUGCCUCUGCCUCAUUGGGUUUUGGACUUUUUUUUUUUUUUUUUAACUCUAGCUCACCUCUCAGUGUUAAACAUUGCAAUUGUUUAGAUUUACCUUUUCUCAUUUCAGUGCUCAGUUUUUUUGACUGCAUAACAUAAUACAUUUUUGUAUUAAAGACCAUAACCUGCCA